AUGGCUCGUUAUCUUACACCGGCCAAAAUUGGGCUGCUGGCCCUUGUGGAACUGUACACAGAGGAAGCAGUCCCGAGCGACGCUGUGUUGCCCGUCCUUUCAUUCAUCACUUCGCAUCUUAUGGACCACGACUCUACGGAUCCGUUGUCAUCACAAGAAGCACGAUGGACGAAAGCAGAGCGCACUGUGAGUUUAGUCAUUACCAUCAAAGACUUUGAAAAGCUUCUCGGUAGCUAUCCCUUCUUGAUGGGAAUGCCAGGCAGGAAGCUGUGGGAUCAAUUUCUGGGCAAAUUAUGGGACAUCAACUCGCUGGACGCUCUGAAUGAUUUUUUUGACAGAAUUGCAGACGUGCUGGCUAAGACAAAAGAAGAAACCCAGAGGGACGAGGAAGAAGACUCCUUGGAGGUUGAUGCGAAGAUAAGACUGUCGCGCAACUCGCCAUUUGGAGCGUUUGUUCGGAAGUCACGCCUAGAAUUUCAACGACUGCGAUUUCAUGACUGUACGGAACUGUGGAAAGCCUUUGUGCGAUACCGCCAGCCUACCGCCGCCUACCUGAGGAGGAAGAACCCCAAUUUUGGACGAUUAAGUUUCGACAACGUCCUUUUGCUGGGCGAGCAAGAGGACUGGGAUCCGGCAAGCGUGUCUGCUUUGGCGGCAGUUGCGUAUGGCGAUAUGCUCAUGGGAGAUGAGAAUGCCACUGUACCUGUGAGCACUGACGAUGUGGAAUCGUUACUCGAGUUCCAGAUUGAACAGAUGCAGAAGUAUGGAAAUCGAAUUCCCUUGGAAAUACGGCACCAGUUCCAAGAUCUUUUGCAUGACAGCUUUCUUGUCCCCAGUCUUACACACUAUUUGAGCUUUCUCGAUGCUUGGAGGUCUGGGGACUAUCCCACCGCGUUCGACUUCUUGCAUAGAUACUUUGAUUACACCAUGCAAUAUCGGGACAGACUCUUUUACCAAUAUGCCCUUAUGAAUUUGGCCGUUUUGCAGGCAGAUUUUGGAUGCUACAAGGAAGCCGUCGCGGCUAUGCUGGAAACCGUUUCCACGGCACGAGAAAACAGGGAUAUGACAUGCCUCAAUUUUGCGUUGAAUUGGCUAUUUCAUUUCGGGCGAGCACACCCAAACUUGGUACACGAAUUGGAGUCAAACAGCUUGUUGGGAGCCGGCAAGGAGAGCCUGGCUUUCUUAAGAGUGAAGGCCAAGGAAUCUGGGAUGUGGACUCUGUGGAGUUCUGUGCUUCUAAGUGAAGCCAAACUCGGCCUCAUCAACGGAGACAGCGUUGCCACGUCUCUGGAAUUCAUGGUUCGAAGUUCCCAAGUCAUUGUGGAGAGGAACAUGAAGACAAUGUUUGGGUCCCAGCUCGCGUUAUACUCUGCUUUAUGGAGUCGACUCGGCCUGAGCCAGUUGUCGACUUUGACCUCGGACAUAUUCUUACGAUGUCACGCACGACACGCAGUGUUCGACGACGAACUCAAACACACCUGCCGAAUCGCACUCACACUAUCCGACCGCGGUCGGUACGAUGAAGGUAUCCAACUCCUGGAAAGGCUUGAUGAGAACUCGUUGCGCUCAUGGAAGCCCAGCCAAUAUUGGCACAAAUACAGAGCCAUCAUAAAACUGAAGAAAGACUUGCACCAUAAUAAUCUAGAUGGUGCCGAAGAGCUGCUCGACCAACUUUUGCAGUCCGAGUCGGACGACCUGGAGCCUGACAUGGCUUUCAUCAUCGAUUCACUCCACAUCGACUGCUUAAUCCGUCGUGGUGAUUUACAAAAGGCAUUCCAAAAGGUCGAAAGCUUAAUAUGCAAGCUACGAGAUGAGAACAAGGACAUUGCUCUACGGGUCAAGCUUCUCCUACUAAAGGUCGCCUUGCUGGACAAAUGUGGUCGUCCGCAAAGAGCCUUUUCAACAGCAGUACGCGCCACAAACAUAGCAUGGCGCGCACGACUUAUGCCUUGCCUGUGGCAGGCCGUCGGUGCAUUAUCCAACAUUCUCGUAUCUCUGGGCGAGUUCGAAGCAUCUGCGCAGCUCCUCGUCGCAGUCAUACCAAGGGCGUUGGAGUGCGAGUCGUCCGCCCUGUCCGCCCAGCUCUACUCUUUCCUGGCUGACGCAAAUAUGGGCAUGGCUGGCAAGGUGCCUCCAAAGUCGAGCAAGCGUACUGAACACAUGACCAGAGCACUGUCAGCGGUACAAAAGUCGUUUGAUCACUACUCGGCAAUUCAGGAUAUCAAAAACCAAUGCGAAAUGAUGGCCAAGAAGGCAAUGAUUAUGAAACUCACGGGAGAAAUGGCACUGGCUGCGGACUAUGCAGCAGCAUAUGUGGAGUUGCGGAAAACAGCGGAAUCAUUAAGUCUCGGGCGAUGA
This is a messenger RNA of Pochonia chlamydosporia 170, 2358 nucleotides long. Its product is annotated as anaphase-promoting complex protein. Lineage: Eukaryota; Fungi; Ascomycota; Sordariomycetes; Hypocreales; Clavicipitaceae. The record is from RefSeq and is a predicted model, not a curated record. Gene Ontology annotation, biological process: protein K11-linked ubiquitination; positive regulation of mitotic metaphase/anaphase transition; anaphase-promoting complex-dependent catabolic process. The transcript is spliced from 3 exons. Gene Ontology annotation, cellular component: anaphase-promoting complex. Bases 1 to 2358 code for a protein of 785 amino acids. Gene Ontology annotation, molecular function: protein binding.